This is a messenger RNA of Acanthosepion pharaonis, 1128 nucleotides long. The record is from the annotation of a GenBank genome assembly. NCBI's taxonomy places the organism in Eukaryota, Metazoa, Mollusca, Cephalopoda, Sepiida, Sepiidae.
AUGUCUUGUGCCCUCUUUUUCAUAUCUAUCUAUCUAUCUAUCUAUCUCACUUUCUUCAUUAUCAAUCUUUAUAUUUCCAAGAAGCUAAUCAAUGAAAGAAAAGAUCUAUGUUUCUUUCUUUCUUUCAUUCUUUCUAAGUCUUACUCUUGUCACUGUCAAUUCAUAUCUAUCUAUAUAUUUAUCUAUCUACGCCUGUUUCUUUUUUUUCUUUCAUUCUUUCUCGCUUUCUCCUUCUCUCACGCUGUCUCUCUCUUUAUCCCAAUCCAUACAUUAUCUAUCUAUCUAUCUAUCUAUCUAUCUAUCUAUCUAAGUAUUCAUAUCUAUCUAUCUAUCUAUUUAUCUAUCUAUCACAGUCUGUUCAUAUCUAUCUAUCUAUCUAUCUAUCUCUCUAUCUAUCUAUCUAUCUAUGUCUGUUUCUUUUUUUUUCUUUCUUUCUCUUUUUCUCUCCCUCUGUCUCUCUUUAUCACAAUCCAUAUCUAUCUAUCUAUCUAUCUAUCUGGGCAAUUCGACGUGAUUAAUUUCUUCUCUACGCCAUAUCUAUCUAUCUAUCUAUCUAUCUAUCUAUCUAUCUAUCUCAGUCUCUUUAUCUAUCUAUCUAUCUAUCUAUCUAUCUCAGUCUGUUCAUAUCUAUCUAUCUAUCUAUCUAUCUAUCUAUCUCAGUCUGUUCAUAUCUAUCUAUCUAUCUAUCUAUCUAUCUCAGUCUCUUUAUAUCUAUCUAUCUAUCUAUCUAUCUAUCUAUCUAUCUAUCUCAGUGUUCAUAUCUAUCUAUCUAUCUAUCUAUCUAUCUCAGUCUCUUUAUAUCUAUCUAUCUAUCUAUCUAUCUAUCUAUCUAUCUAUCUAUCUAUCUCAGUCUGUUCAUACCUAUCUAUCUAUCUAUCUAUCUAUCUAGAUAUCUAUCUAUCUCAGUCUGUUCAUAUCUAUCUAUCUAUCUAUCUAUCUAUCUAUCUAUUUUUUUCAUCUCUUCAUAUCUAUCGAUCUAACUUUAUUUUCAUCUAUCUAUCUAUCUAUCUAUCUAUCUAUCUAUCUAUCUAUCUAUCUAUCUAUCUAUACACAGUGUUGUUAUCCAGUAAUGCUAAAUGUACCUAUAUUCGAAACGGCUUAAUCACUUCAACGUGUUGUAAUGGUUAA